This is a messenger RNA of Solenopsis invicta (red fire ant), 279 nucleotides long. RefSeq names its product extensin-like. The record is from RefSeq and is a predicted model, not a curated record. The transcript is spliced from 2 exons. NCBI's taxonomy places the organism in Eukaryota, Metazoa, Arthropoda, Insecta, Hymenoptera, Formicidae. The coding region runs from base 1 to 279 and encodes 92 amino acids.
AUGAUCUAUGGUAAAUACUUUGUCAAAACUACAUAUGCGUACCCCCUACCACCACCGCCGCUAGCAUAUGCACCACCACCACCGCCGCCGCCAACAUACGCACCAUUGCCACCAUGUGUACCACAGCCGCUAGUAUAUGCACCAUCACCACCGCCGCCGCCAACAUACGCACCAUCACCAUCAUGUGCACCACCAGCAUAUUACCAACAACCACCACCGCCGCCACCAUCGUACUAUCUGGUAUAUCUGCCUGCAGCAGCAGGAUAUUAUCGGUAUUAA